AUGUCUUCCACAGAACAUUCCUCCGUUCCCACGUGGACAGAAGGAGAUUUCGAACACCCGAACCAGGAAUUCCGCCGGUCGAUGAUUAUUGCAUUGGUGUUUGCUUACACCUUGUCGACCUUUUCUGUUGCCUUGAGGAUCUUGGCGAGGAAGAUGACCGGGAGCAGGCUCUUCAUGGACGAUUACUUGAUUAUGAUGGCUCUGUUCUUCAAAUAUGCAUGCUCUAGUGGAGUCGUUGUUCUCUUGUACAAUGGAAUGGGGUCCCACGUCACAAUGAUCCCAGCAAAGAAUCUCUUGGUUUACUUUAAGCUUGGAUUUGCCAACGCCUUUAUCUACACCGGCUGCAUUGCCUUCAUUAAAUACUCCAUUCUCGCCCUAUACAAGCGACUGUUUGCAGUCCGACAGAUGGCAAUUGCAGUGAACGUGAUGUUUGGAUUCGUCACUCUCUGGGUUGUAGGUGUUUACGUCGCCGGCGCUCUUCUGUGCAUUCCCGUCAGCAAGUUCUGGGACCCGUCAAUUCCAGGAGCCUGCCUUGACCCAGCCAAAUUCUACUAUGGCAUGCAGAUCCCCAACAUCCUCACCGACGUUAUCCUCUUAAUGAUGCCCAUGGGAGUUGUGUGGAAUUUACCGAUCCCCAAGACCCAGAAAAUGCUUCUUUCUGGAGUAUUCCUCGUCGGCGGCCUAACCUUGGUCUUCAGUAUCUUCCGCCUCAAUGCCAUGAUUAAUCUGGUUAACAUGGGCCCUGAUAUUACCUACAACCAAGUCCCCGUCAUCGUGUGGACCUGUAUGGAAGCAGCAGUCGGAAUCACAGCUGCCUGUCUCCCUAACCUCCGCCCUCUGUUCAAGUUGGGUAAUCGCAACUUCUGGUCUCAAAUUCGCUCCAAGAACAAUGUAUCCGAGAUGUCUGAUAGGACUCUUGUGAGCUCAAGCAAUCCGGGAACCAUAACCACCACCAUCACUUCCUGUCACAAGAAAAAUGACUCGUUUGUGAUUCAGCAACGUAUUGACGAGUCUCCGUACCAAAACUACAAAGAUGAAAAGGCGAUGGAGAGAGUCUAG
Molecule: messenger RNA, 1059 nt
Organism: Penicillium concentricum
Lineage: Eukaryota; Fungi; Ascomycota; Eurotiomycetes; Eurotiales; Aspergillaceae
Product: putative integral membrane protein Pth11-like
Exons: 5
Coding region: 1-1059 (352 amino acids)
Source: RefSeq, a predicted model, not a curated record